UGGGGAGGGGGCCGGUGCUAUAAAUGGGAUUAAAGCGCUCAGGCGGCAGGAGUAGUGAUAGUAGAGAGGAGGGAGAGCCCGACCCAACAGCACUGCGGCGCAUGUGCUCCCGCGUGCCCGCUCCGUCCGCGGCGGAGGAGGAACUAGCACCCCCGAAAAACUGACAAGAGACCAACGGUAGCUGCAGCUCCAGGGAGCCCGCGUUCAGGCUUCCCCUUUGGGGGUGAAGUAGCUGCAAACCGGCGGAGGGGUUGAUGUUGAUGUGGGAGAGAAGGGGGGGGAGUGGACUUAAGGAGUGUUUGAUUCUCCAAACUUGCUAAAACUCAACUUAAAUAGAAGUUUUUGCUUUAUUUUUACAUUACAAAAAAAAAAAAAAUGGAGAACCAAACCGGGGAGCAGGGCAGCGGCGAGGACGUGCGGAGGAGCGGCUACCUCCGCAAGCAGAAGUCUAUGCACCGGCGGUACUUCGUGCUCCGCGCCGCCUCGGAGCGCGGCCCGGCCCGCCUGGAGUACUACGAGAGCGAGAAGAAGUUCCGCGGCAAGGCCCCCGUCCCGAAGAAGGCGCUCGCGCUGGAGACCUGCUUCAACAUCAACAAGCGCGCCGACGCCAAGAACAAGCACAUGAUCGUGCUGUACACGCGCGCGGAGAGCUUCGCCGUGGCCGCGGAGAGCGAGGCGGACCAGGACGAGUGGUACCAGGCCAUGGUGGAGCUGCAGUGCAGAAGUAAAAACCCCAGCGACAGUGGAGCUACGGGCGACUACGGGGUCCCUAAUCCCGGGCCUGCGUUCAAAGAGGUUUGGCAGGUGAAGGUGUGGCCCAAAGGCCUGGGUCAGGCCAAGAACCUGGUCGGCAUAUUUCGCCUUUGCCUCACCGACAAGACUGUCAACUUUGUGAAGUUAAACUCUGACGCUGCUGCUGUGGUGCUACAGCUGAUGAAUGUGAGGCGCUGCGGCCAUUCGGAAAACUUCUUUUUCAUUGAGGUGGGACGAUCUGCUGUGACAGGCCCAGGCGAGUUCUGGAUGCAGGUGGAUGAUUCGGUGGUGGCCCAGAAUAUGCAUGAAACCCUGUUAGAGGCGAUGAAAGCCUUAAGUGAGGAGUUUCGCCAACGCAGCAAGUCCCAAUCAAACUCUGGUCCAGGAGGCGGUGCUACUGCUUCGAACCCCAUCAGUGUUCCCUCACGCCGCCACCAUCCAAACCCUCCUCCCAGUCAGGUUGGCUUCCUCCGAAGGCCGCGAACCGAGCCGCCAGGGGGAGCCAACUGUGGAUCGGCGGUCAACAGUGGCAGUGCUUCUCCAACCCCAAGGCCCAACUUCCCUAGGUCUCGCACAGCGAGCGAUGGAGGCAAAAGCGAGGAUGGAGUGGCAGGGUCAACUCCUCUUCAGAUUGGGAAUUCCAGAGCAUCAGCAAAUGGGUCCUGCUCAACCACCCCGAUCCUCAGGUCCAAGUCGGCUCGCUCAGCCCCCAACUCGGGUGCUAAAACUCCCCUUGGGUUGAUGCGCUCUAUCUCUACCCCGGCACCCUCACCAGCCCCGAGUUUAUCAUCAAGCUCGGGUCAUGGCUCUGAAUUUGGAGGUGUAGCUCCUACAGCCACUGUUCAAGGAACCAGUGCUUACAGUCGUGUCCUCUCUCAUCAGACCUCUGUUUCAGGUUCUCCCAGUGACUAUGGCUCUUCAGAUGAAUAUGGUUCCAGUCCUGGAGAUCAUGCUCAUCUUCCCUCUCCGACUCUCACUGGAGACUCUGCUGGUAGCAUCAGCAGCCAGUCUCUUGGGGAUGAUGGUACUAACUAUAUUCUGAUGGGUCACAGUGGUGGUGAUGGCAACAAUAAUCAAAGAAACUUGAUGUCCAGCUCCCAACCUCCACCGGGAACAUUAGCCUUUGGCUCCCAGGCUGUGACGAGAAGAGUGCUGCGCCGCUCCUCUAGCCGUGAAUGUGAAGCAGAACGUAGACUGCUGAGCAAACGCGCCUCCCUGCCGCCCAUGGCUCUGGAAAGACUGGCUCCACGUCAGCGCAGAGCUGAGCAGCCUGGAGAUGAAGAUUCAGCAGAUUAUGCCAUUAUGUCAAGAAGCACAAGCCGAGAACUCUUUGCCUCUUCCUGUUCUUCGACUCAAGGGGAACAGGCAGGUGGUGCUGGCACAGGUGGAGGUGGGUACUUGGAGGUGGCGGGAGAGCUCAAAAGUGAUGGAGGUGCUGGGGCACGCAGUGGUGCAGAUUUGGGCAUAGACAAUGGGUACAUGUCCAUGCUACCUGGGGUCACACAUCCGCCUGUAUCCCUGUCCCAGUCACUGGCCGUCUCUUUCCCUGACACAGACUUCAAACCUACUGAUGACUACAUGGCCAUGACCCCCAACAACAGCGUGUCUCCCCCACAGCAGAUUCAUCCUCCACCAGCUUCUGAUGGCUACAUGAUAAUGUCCCCCAAUAGUAGCUGCUCCCCAGACCAGCGCGGAGGUCUCUCUGGAGGGACUUGGCAAGGCAGCGGUAGUGCAGACAGCAGAGCUGGCAGUGAUUAUAUGAACAUGUCUCCAAUUAGUACACGCUCGGUUAACGGUAGCUCCCCACCUCCUGACAACACCAGCCACUUGGAAGCAAGUUUGCAACAAGCCCCUAAAAUGGUGUAUUCCUACUAUUCCCUUCCACGGUCAUACAAACAUAACCCCUCAUCUGUACAUUUUGACAGCGGCCCUGGACGAGGUCGAAAAUCUAACGGCAGUUGCAGUAAGGGAACAGGUGAUGGUAGAACUAAUGGAAGGUGCCAAGAACAGCCAGCAGCUAGUGGUUCAGGGGUUGGACGCCACUUGUCACUGUCCUCCUCCUCCUAUUCCUCCAGCUCAGCCAGCAGUGAAAGCCUUGGGGAAACCGAUGAUCGGACUAGUCAGGCACUGAGUAAUCUGCUGAGUGGAUCCCAGUUAAAGGAUAGGAGCAAGCUCACAGAAAAAAGGGGUUGUGGUGGUUUGUCCAAGCAGGGUAGCCAUGCUAGAAGCAGACCGGUGAGUCUUUUCGUUGAUGUGUCUAAGGCUAACACUCUCCCCCGGGUUCGUGAGAACCCAUUACCUCCAGAACCUAAAAGCCCUGGGGAGUAUGUCAGCAUUGAAUUCAAAGGAGAGAAGUGCAACUACCCAGGGGGGACAGCAGGACGAGGCAGAGGUCUCAGAUAUGGAUCGUCAUCACCCCAUGGCUCAAGUAGUCAACAUUCUCGAAGCAGGCCAACUUCUUCUGUAGGAAACAUCAACCCGGAUUCUCGUAGUCCAACUACUCCCAUUUCUCCUCCAACUGCGUCCGAGUAUGUUAACAUGGACCUGGGCCCUUCUCCAUCCCCCUCACCUUUGUCUGCUACUCCAUUAGUUUUCCCAUCUUUCCACACCCCUCCCACACCCCCAACUCUUGUUCAUGUUCCUAAAAUUUGUAAUGAAGGUGCUAUUAAUCCACGUGACAAGGGAGCUCAAUUGGCUGAAGCACCCCUUAGGAAAAGCAGAGUCGGUGUCCUUUCAGCAACUGACUCUGAGUCUCCUACAUCCUGCGCAGACUACACUGAGAUGGCCUUCAGCUUGAAUAACAACACCGUCCCUCUGUCAUCAUCGAGCGUCUCCCCUAAAGUCACGUCCCCCACCCUAAUCGAUUCUUCGGUUUCAGUGCUCUCAAGGGGUCUAGACUUUUCACUGGGGAAAUCAGGAACCAACCCAGACCAAGGGGCUAAAGUGAUCCGCGCUGACCCCCAAGGGCGCAGGCGGCACUGCUCUGAAACUUUCGUGGCCUCACCAUCCCUUCCCUCUACCUCAACUUCCUCGUCAACCGCAUCACUAUUUCCAGAACAUGCACAAGCGGUGGCCCGCCGCCUGGGUUUUGAGAGCAUGCUCUGGGGAAAUGGUGCCAUGACUGAUGCCCCCAUGCCAUGCCCCCUCCCAGGACAGCAGUCACUUCCUGCAAACAAUCCGGCUACGCCCCCUGAACGCGGCCUCAACUACAUAGACUUGGACUUGGUCAAUAAAGAGAGUCCGCACACAGACCUGGACGGGGCUUCAGGAAGUCAGCCCUCAUCUCGGCUCUUCUCUGUUGUGGGCGGGGGAUCUGUGGUCGGAGGAGUGGGUUCAGCGGUUGGUGGAAACAACAACUCCAGCCUCAACACGUAUGCCAGCAUUGACUUCUACAAAUCAGAAGAGCUUCGGACACAUCAAAACGGAAACAAGGAGGGAACAGAGAGCUGAUGUCAGGGGCUCGCCUUUGAGGACACGACCUGGUACCGCUCAAAGCGCUUCAACACUCCCGUUUCUUUUGUGACAGCCAAUCACACGGAGAGGACAGCUGGACCCGAUGUUACCCUGAAGCACUUUGACAGACGCCGAUGAAAAAAAAAAAAACUAUUUUUUUUAAUCUCUUCACUUUCAUCUGUCUGGUGGAGCAAACCAACAGGGAUGUGUGCCAAAUGACAUUCUUUAAAAGAAAAGAAUUACAAAAAAAAAAAAAAAGUAUUUGCUGCUCCCAUUCUUGUACUAAAAGCCAAUGACAGGAGGGUACAAAAACAGACAAAAGUGCUUUUCGUUUUAUUUUUGUUUUUACCUAAUUAAAAAACCUUGAAUGGCAAAGAGAAUAAUCUGUCUAAAUUCUGUGUGAAAAUAGAUCCUAAAUGGAAAUAUAUGUCAAAGUGCCUAAUUUUUCAUGUAAUGAUCAUUUUCAAAAUUAAUCAGACUAAAGCAUUUAAUUAUAUUUUUUCAUGUUUGAUUUGAUAUAUUUCAAAAUCAAAUAGUGCUUAGAAAUGUCCGUUAGCGGAUACCGCGUUCAUGCUAGCUAGAAAAUAUCUUUAGACAAACUUUAAAAGAAUGCAUAUUUUAAUUUGCAGAAGCGAGCGCCAAAAUCUAACAUUAAAAUGGUACCAGCAAUUUGCUAGCAGUUUUCUACUAUGAGAAAUAUUAGCAUGGUAGCUGUUAGCAUUCUUUCUUAGCAUUGUUUGCAUAAAAGCCUCUUUCUUUUUGACCUUUUAAUGAGCCAUAAAUGAAAGUAUUAAUUAAAGACAGGCUUGAAACAAAAUGGCGCUCGUAGCAGGGAAUGCAUCUGUCUGCUUGCUAGCUCUAAGCCAGCAAGAUCAGAUUAACAUAUUAGCAUCGUGUCAGGACGUAAAUUCACUGUCCUGCUGACCCCAGCUCAGGGUUAGGCCCCCUGAUAUAGAGCCAAGCAAUCCUAUUAGUGAUAUUACCUUCAGACACUCAUUUAAUCCGUUUCAUCUCAGGGUGCUAAAUAAAUAACAUGAGGUACAAACAGCUGAGGACAGACAACCGAUCAUUAGCUAUGCUAAUGCUAGCUUUAUCGCAGUCAGCACACUACGUUUCAGCGCUUGGAAACAAACAAACUCAACAAUUUGCUGCAGUUAUGUUACACAACUCAGAAGAUUUGUGUUAUAUUUGAUCAAAUGUAAACCCUAUGCUUUCUGUCUGUAGCUUAGGUCAAUCUUUGCUAUGCAUUAGCACUUAAGUGCCUGUCUUUUCCUGUCUGUCUAGACCGUUUUAACAACUAGCCAUAAGUAAUACCGUUUUUCUAAGAGCUUAUAUCAAGUUUAAUUUUUGGGCUGUACAGUUCUCGUGAAUCAAAUCUUUGUGUGUUUUAGGGUUUAACUUGCCACGAUGGUCCUAAUCUAAGGAUAUUUUUUUUUGUGUUUUGUUUUUUUGUAGCAGCCAAACACCAAUUGGUUCUCACAUCAGAAUGCAUUAUUUUAAUUUUUGUGUGUGUGUGUGUUGCAAUCUCCUGAAGAACUCUUGACAGCGAGGAGCGCGAACUGUGACAUAUCUGAUUCUCUGGGAAGAAAGUGUAAAGACUUGCAGAUGCUUUACCAUUAAACUAGUUUUUGCCAGAGGCUUAAUCGUGCAUGAUGAAAGAGAAAAGCCAUCAUGAAAAACAACAACGUGGACUUGUGUGUAGCUUUAUACUGUACUCUUGUGUUUCUCUAUCUCUUCUGACUCUCAGAGCUUCAUCGCGCUUCUUUGUUCAGAAGAAACCUUUCAGUCAAGUGAUUCGUAGACACAUUAAUUUAAGAUUUGUGACCAGCAGAUAAACACCUACAAUUGUUUUUUUUAUAUAUAUAUAUAUAUAUAUAUUUUGGAGAUGUUCUCAUGUCAGCCAAAUGCUUAAAGGUACUUGUAGUCUCUAGAGGAAGCAAACAAAAGCCGGCUAUCUGUUCGUGACGAGCAAACUUAAUGGUUAUGCCGUGUGGAGCCCCCCGCUAUGCCCUGAGCUCUCUAUGAACACUUUAAAAUUGCCUGCAGCCCGGAAAAUUUCGUACGUGGCUGCCUCUCGAUGGUCACAGCCUCGUGCUAGAAAUCAUGGGAGAGCUCAGGGAAAGGUGAAGCAGAGGGGAGAGUUGAGUUCAGCCAUUCAGAUGUCUGUAUGUUUUCAUUCAUUGUUGGCUAAUUUAAAUAUGCUCGUGUUGCAAAAUGGUACUGCUGCUGUUCUUCUUUUCUUUCUUUUUUUAUUGAUUUAUCUAUUCCUUUGAGGGAUUGGACCCUCUCUUUUUUUGGAGAUUUGUCAUUGAUGUAGAGGGUUUUACUUCUGUUGCUUUAGAAAAACAAAUUUGUCCAAAAAAAACCAACAACAACAAA
Molecule: messenger RNA, 6585 nt
Organism: Oryzias latipes (Japanese medaka)
Lineage: Eukaryota; Metazoa; Chordata; Actinopteri; Beloniformes; Adrianichthyidae
Product: insulin receptor substrate 1-B
Biological process (GO): insulin receptor signaling pathway
Cellular component (GO): cytosol; plasma membrane
Molecular function (GO): phosphatidylinositol 3-kinase binding; insulin receptor binding
Source: RefSeq, a predicted model, not a curated record